GUAAGUCAGGCUCCACGGCUGCUUUUGCAGUACAAGGACCUGGAAUAGCAGAUGUUAGACUCCGCGGCUGCAGUAGUACUAGUACUAUUCUAGGUUCAGCGACUGCAAGCAGCUCUACGGCUGCAGCGGCAGUACAAAGUCCUUUUAGCAUUCAGUGCUUUUAUACUACAAGUACAUCAGCAGCAGUAUUCCGAUUCUAUGUAAAUAAUAGACUACCUUUAGACACAGAGUUUGAGUU
Molecule: messenger RNA, 238 nt
Organism: Dentiscutata heterogama
Lineage: Eukaryota; Fungi; Glomeromycota; Glomeromycetes; Diversisporales; Gigasporaceae
Source: the annotation of a GenBank genome assembly